This is a messenger RNA of Girardinichthys multiradiatus, 833 nucleotides long. RefSeq lists its product as uncharacterized. Lineage: Eukaryota; Metazoa; Chordata; Actinopteri; Cyprinodontiformes; Goodeidae. The coding region runs from base 78 to 833 and encodes 251 amino acids. The transcript has 2 exons. The record is from RefSeq and is a predicted model, not a curated record.
CUGGCCCUCGGGGCGGGCCGAGAAGUGCUCUCUGCCUUCCGUGUGUUUUACCUGCCUGAGGUGGAGCGCCUGGUGCCAUGGCGGUUGCCCUGGACAAGGUGGAGCUGUGCGCCUUUGUGGGCAUGCUGCUCCUGGCAAGCAUGAUUCGAUCUCGGGGAAAGUCCGCAGCCAGCUUGUGGGAUGCGAAGAACGGACAGGCGAUCUACACGGCUGCCUUGACGCUCAAGCGUUUCUACGCACUCUAUGCACUGGGGAGGUUUGACGACCCGCGCACGCAAGCGAAGAGUCGAGCCAAAGACAAGCUUGCUGCAAUCAGGGUGCUGUGGGACACUUGGUCUGCGCUUCUCCCCACCAAGUACGUGCCGGGACCGGAGGUCACCGUGGACGAGCAACUGGGAGGCAUCGACAACCUCAACAAGCUCCUCGCUGCCUACAGCUGUCGUGGGAUGACACGCCGCUGGACCGCGGCCGUCUUUCACAACAUCGACGUGUCCACCUACAACACCUUCGUGCUCUGGCGGGAGACGAACCCCAGGUGGAUGUCUCAGGCGAGGCACAGGAGGCGGCUGUUCCUCGAGCACCUCAGCAGGGUGCUGGCCACUCUGCUGGUGGAGCACAGGGUCCACCUGCCCCGCAUCCCUGCCUGCAUCCUUGAUCUUACAUGGGGGAGAUUAUCAAUGGUCUUGUAUGUCUUCCAUUUUCUUACAGUUGCUCUCACGGUUGAUUUAUUCACAACAACCUGCUUGCAUAUUGUAGAUUCACACUGUCUGGUGCAGGUCUACAAUUCUAUUCCUGGUGUCCUUCAACAGCUCUUUGGUCUUGGCCAUGGUUGA